GUAUCCUCGGCUCGAGAAGUCUCGUUCCCCGUCGUCUUCAACUUCUUGCGGUCGUUACCUUGAACGCUCCGACAGGAAACGAUAGUGAUUCGACCACCGCCGGGAACAGAGUAAAUCGCCGCAAAUCUCAUCCCUCCUCGAACGCGCGAUCCGAUCCAACAUGGUUUGCUUGGCGUGCUUGUUGCCUCUCUUCCUCGUCCCCAUCGUGAACUUACUGCCCCUCCUCCUCGACAUCAUCAUGGCGAGAGUAUACGCCCUUUUCGGGUGGGAGUACAGGAAGCCUGUGAGGACUCCUCCAGCAUGUCCAUAUAAGCCAACAGCACCCAUAAAGGAUGGCAAAGUAGGGGAAGGAGAUGCACCGGGUGUUCCUGAGUCAACCGGAAAACCGCCGGAAGUGGCGGACAAGAAGGACGACUGAUGUUAGCUUGAUUGAGAAGCAAAGGAAAGGAAGAAGAGGAAGAAGAAGAAGACACUGCAUUAUCUUAAAACUUUUGUCCAUUCAAGAAAUCCGGUCUGUGAGCUCGUGAAAAACAUGGACACCGAGAGAUUGUUGGUAAAUAAAUGAAAGAUUCACUUAGGUCGAAA
Syzygium oleosum is the source of this 585-nucleotide messenger RNA. RefSeq lists its product as uncharacterized. Lineage: Eukaryota; Viridiplantae; Streptophyta; Magnoliopsida; Myrtales; Myrtaceae. Bases 161 to 418 code for a protein of 85 amino acids. The transcript is spliced from 4 exons. The record is from RefSeq and is a predicted model, not a curated record.